Oppiella nova is the source of this 387-nucleotide messenger RNA. NCBI's taxonomy places the organism in Eukaryota, Metazoa, Arthropoda, Arachnida, Sarcoptiformes, Oppiidae. The record is from the annotation of a GenBank genome assembly.
AUGAUUGUCGUAGCAUGCGAAAGUAACGCAAGAAUGGUUGAAACCUAUUUGUACCGCAUUUCAAAACUUUCGGGUGAUAAAGUCUAUAUCGGUUGCGACGGUUAUAAAGUUGGUGAUUGGCUUGGAAUUGGUUGCAGUUACAAUAUUGCUUUUAGUUCAGCACAACCAGAGUACAAUGAUAGACUUCUCCAGGUCGACCUCUACAAGGACGAUAUCCCAUUCUUGAGAGUAUUUAAUGAAGGGCCUAAACGCUAUGCAACCAAUCCCGUAAAAGGCAUAGAUUUGGGAAAAAUGGAGUUUGAUAUGUUUAUGGACUAUGCGGUCAUAACUAAUACCACCGGUGCCAAUAACGAAACUGCUGGAGCGUACAGAUGCAUAUUAAAAUAA